AUUAUUUUUUUUCGUGUAAAAUAGUUAAGUUUGGAGAACAAAAAGAUAAAUAUAUAACAUGAAAGUAGAAAUAAUUAAGAGAUGAACAAGAAUUCUUUUUAAGAAGAAAAUGGGGAAAAGAAAAAGAAAAGAUUGGAGGUUGCAUUUCAACUGCAUUAGAGACAUUUUCAAGAAAUCUGAAACGGGCGCGCCAAACUACAACUGAAAUAACAGCCUCUCACACUGCCCCCCUCUCUCUACAACCUUACUUCAAUUCAACCAAUGGCGUAUCCUUCCCCACCAUCACCACCCUCCACCCUCCUCCUCCUCCUCCUCCUCCUCCCCCUCAUAACCCCCGCCAAUGCCACCACCAGCUUCUCCACCACUUUCCGCGAACUUGAAACCAUGCUGGAAGCACUCCGAAACCACGGUUAUCCACUCUUUACCAACGCCAUCACCACCUCCGACAUCCAAUAUCAGCUUCUCUCCACCACCACUUCCCCAUUCACUCUGUUUGCACCAAAAAAUUCGCUGCUCCGCGCACUUUGCAUGGACUUGGACGCCCCCGCUUACAUCAGCACUCUCUGGUACCACGUCAUCCCCGAUCACCGCCACACCUUCACCGACCUCCAAAACCUCUCCUCCCCUUUCCUCGACACCCUCCUGCCCCACUACUCAGUUUUGAUCGGCAAAAUUCAAGACAGCGACGCUUUGUCCGGCAAUGCUACAGUUGGCGUAAUGGUGGAUGGAGUGAGCUUGUCGGACCCGGAUCUCUUUCUCGGGCCGAGAAUUGCAGUUCACGGGAUCGACGGAAUUCUAGUGAUCGGACUGAACAUGUACCGAGAUUUGGAUGGCAAUGAUAAAGAGCGGGAGAGUUUCCCUCGGGCAGAAUCUCCGCCUUCGUUGUCGUCUGAUCAGUUUGGUUGGCAUAAUGACGGGAAUAUUCGGGUGGCCCCGGCGCCGGAAAUUUUGCAGGAUGAGGGGGAGAGAGUGAAGAAUGUGAGGAAAAAGAAGAGAGCGAGACGGCACCGCCGAAGACCAAGAGCGGAGCCGGAGGCAUAGGGUAUUUCAUGGUCAUCACCCGGAUGAUGUAUAGAUGAAUUGAUGGGCAUACAUGGCUAGCUAAGGGCCAUUAGUGUAAUAUUUGAGGUAACAACGGGACAAAUAUGUCAAUUCAUCAAAAGCAGUUUGAAGUUGAUGGUUUCUAGAGUAAACAUUGCUAUCAUGAGAGAAGGGAGAUGGAUUUUAAUGCAGUUGAGUUGAAUAUCAUUUUCACUGAAAUUUGCGCCAAAAAAUUGCUGUUUUGAACCAUAUACAUUUCAUUGGAAA
Messenger RNA from Sesamum indicum (sesame), 1308 nucleotides. RefSeq names its product Fasciclin-like arabinogalactan family protein. Lineage: Eukaryota; Viridiplantae; Streptophyta; Magnoliopsida; Lamiales; Pedaliaceae. The record is from RefSeq and is a predicted model, not a curated record.